Molecule: messenger RNA, 2239 nt
Organism: Nymphaea colorata (pocket water lily)
Lineage: Eukaryota; Viridiplantae; Streptophyta; Magnoliopsida; Nymphaeales; Nymphaeaceae
Product: protein LYK5-like
Exons: 1
Coding region: 44-2029 (661 amino acids)
Biological process (GO): protein phosphorylation
Molecular function (GO): ATP binding; protein kinase activity
Source: RefSeq, a predicted model, not a curated record
GAGAGAACCAAGUAGCAGAGAAAUCGACCAAGAAGGUCAGAAGAUGAUGCCCCUCAGAGCAUCAUCCUCCUUCCUCUGUUCCCUUUUCUGCAGCCUCCUGUCCCUACUCCUCCUCCCUUCUUCUCUUCAUGCCCAACAGGUUUACGUCAACAAGACUCAAUUCGAUUGCUACGGGAACCACCCCAACACCCUUGGCUUUCUCUGCAAUGGGCAACGAACUGCAUGUGUUUCCUACUUCAUCUUUAGAUCUAAUUCCGAUGUAAACUCAAUUUCCGAGAUCUCCUCCCUUCUAAACGCUGAUUCUGCAAAAUCAGCAGAGAUUGUUAGAAUCAACGGCGCAUCGGGCGUGUAUCAGACGCUCCCCGUUGGCAGAGAAGUGGUAGUCCCCGUAAGCUGCUCCUGCUCAGGCGAAUACUACCAACACAAUUCCUCUUACGUCAUAAAGCAGAACGACACUUAUCUCAGAGUUGCCAACGAAACGUAUGAAUCCCUGACAACUUGCCAAGCUCUCAUGAAGCAGAACCGCUACAGCAGCACCAACCUUACAACUGGUUUAAGCAUCUUGGUGCCACUGAUGUGUGCUUGUCCUACGAGAAACCAGACUCUGAAUGGUGUGAAGUUCUUGUUGACGUACCCGAUCGUCGAGGGGGAUGACGUACCCAAGCUUGCUUCUAAGUUUGGUGUCGAUGAGCAGAGUAUACUCAACGCCAAUGAGAUCGUGGGAGACCCUACCAUCUACUUCGACACGCCCCUUUUGAUCCCUUUCAAGAAGGAACCGCCAUCUUGGUCCCAACUUCUUAAGCCUUCAUCGCCGCCACCACCGUCCGCUGUUCCUUCCCCUCCUCCGUCGCCCCCGCCACCUGCGAGCGAGAGCCACAACAAAUGGGUUUUCGUUGGCGUCGGAGUCGGAAUCGGUUUCCUUCUUCUGGCAGUUAUUUCUUGUUUGUUGGUGGUCUAUUUGCGGCGCCGUCGUCACCGCCGUGGUGGUAGCAGUCAUGCUCCGGCGACUCCGACUCAGAAGCAGCAGAAACUCACAGAAUCUUCUGUUUCCGUCGGUGAUCUGUCCGUAAAGAAAUCGUCCACUGCCAUAUCGGAUAAUCUUCUCGACGCCGUCCGGUCCUUGACGGCGUACAAAUACGAAGAACUACGGAGGGCUACACAUGGUUUCACUGAGGACUCCCUCAUCAAAGGGACCGUUUACACAGCGGUGAUCAAUGGAGAUCGAGCGGCCGUCAAAAGCAUGAAAGGAGAUGUCUCUAACGAGAUAAAAAUAUUGAAACAGAUCAACCAUUCCAACGUCAUUAGACUCUCUGGUUUCUGCAUUCAUGAAGGGAACACUUUCCUGGUAUACGAGUUCGCAGAAAAUGGUUCCCUCAGCGAUUGGCUUCAUGGUCACAGAUACCAGGACAAUCAGUCCUGGUCCAAAAGUACAUGCAGCCUCACCUGGAAGCAAAGAGUACAGAUUGCCUGUGAUGUCGCAGAUGGCCUUAACUAUCUUCACAACUACACUAGCCCAGCGCACGUUCACAAGAAUCUCAAGAGCAGCAACAUACUGUUAGAUGAUAAAUUCAGAGCCAAGAUUGCCAAUUUGGGGUUGGCAAGAGCAGUUGGAGAUCAAGAAGAUGGUUUGCACUUGACCCGUCAUGUCUUCGGAACUCAGGGGUACAUGGCACCAGAGUACCUUGAACACGGUCUGAUCACAUCGAAGCUCGAUGUUUUCGCCUUCGGAGUGGUGCUCCUUGAGCUUCUUUCCGGGAGGGAAGCAGUCGGUCAAGCACAUGAUCAAGACAAAGUCGAAUUGCUGCUGUCAUCAGCUAUUGGCCCAAUACUUGAAGGGGAUGAUGCUAAGGAGAAGCUGAGAAGCUUCAUGGAUCCUUCUCUUGGAAGCGAUUAUCCUUUAGAUCUAGCCCUCAAUGUCGCUUGUCUGGCAUGUAAGUGUGUAGCAGAUGACAUGAAUUCGCGACCCUCCAUGACCGAUGUCUUUAUGACCCUGUCAGCUUCUAUUGGUUGGAGUUCAUCGACGAAUUAAACAUACGAAUCUGCCCCACCGAGAAGGAUGCUUAUUCAUGGUUUUACUUGACUUUGGUUUUUGAGGCCUUUGCUUCCUCCCUGGUGUAUGUAUGUCUAAGAGAAAACUGUUGUACUUCCGACAUCAUUCUUAUGGUCUUGCAACUGAUUUUCCUGUUAUAGAUCUUGAGAAGAUAACUCUCACGUACACAUAUAGGAAGGAAGACACCUC